AUGUCUACGCCGAAGCGACAGCAGACCUACUUUUCCAAUGGACAGGCUCUCCAGAGUCCUCCGUUCUCAGUCCGCAUCACUCGCUUCUUGGAGAGGGCCUACAUCUUCCUCGGCCUGUACUUCGUGAGCCUCUUCUCGCUCGACGUCUACGCCUCGGCCCAAGCCUCUCAGUUCAACAUCUACAACAAUAAACGCGCAUCGAAUGGUUCUCGAUUUGGUGUGAGCUCGGGCAGCUGGGGUGGAGGUGGUAGUGGCGGCGGCGGCCCUCCCGGCCCGGGGUCAGGCCCAGGAAGGCGUAUCGGACGAGUUGACGAUGUUCGAGGCCCGGAGUGCGGGGGCGGGACUUGCCGGGGUUGA
Molecule: messenger RNA, 357 nt
Organism: Penicillium cinerascens
Lineage: Eukaryota; Fungi; Ascomycota; Eurotiomycetes; Eurotiales; Aspergillaceae
Exons: 3
Coding region: 1-357 (118 amino acids)
Source: RefSeq, a predicted model, not a curated record